This is a messenger RNA of Eucalyptus grandis, 1992 nucleotides long. Its product is annotated as protein TIC 55, chloroplastic. The record is from RefSeq and is a predicted model, not a curated record. The transcript has 3 exons. Gene Ontology annotation, molecular function: chlorophyllide a oxygenase activity; 2 iron, 2 sulfur cluster binding. NCBI's taxonomy places the organism in Eukaryota, Viridiplantae, Streptophyta, Magnoliopsida, Myrtales, Myrtaceae. Gene Ontology annotation, biological process: protein targeting to chloroplast. The coding region runs from base 202 to 1827 and encodes 541 amino acids. Gene Ontology annotation, cellular component: chloroplast.
GUGGAGGAGAGGAGUGCAACGAUCCUCCAAGCAAAAGACCAACGACCUUUCCUUUCCUGUCCUGUCUACUCGUGCUUCUCUCCCUCUUCCCAUGGCUUCAUCUUCUUCUUCUCCUCCUGCUUCUUCACUCCUUCCCUGCCAUCCUUCCUCUCUCCACCACUCCCUCCUCCACUCUCGCAUCUCCACUCCACGUCCGCGCCCAUGUCUCUCCUCCGCUUCCACCCCUUACGCCCCACCGCCACCGCCGGCGCUUCCUCUCUCCCCAAGCUCCCUCUCCCCCUGCCAACACAGCCCCUCAAGUCCCUUCCUUCGAGACCCGCCUCCAGCUUCAGACUGCAUGCGGUCUCGACGGGCUUCAGGGACGCUGCUUCUUCGCUCGAGGACGAGGAUGCCAAGGUCCUCGUGGGCCCCGCCAGCGAGGAGGAGCGGAGGGGGGAGAGAGUGGUGGCGGACUACGACUGGACGGAGGAGUGGUACCCUCUCUACCUCGCCAACGACGUCCCCGACGACGCCCCGCUGGGCCUCACCGUGUUCGACAAGCAGCUCGUGCUCUACAGGGACGGCGACGGCUUGCUCCGGUGUUACGAAGAUCGCUGUCCCCACAGGCUGGCAAAGUUAUCAGAAGGUCAGCUGAUUGAUGGGAGGUUGGAAUGUUUGUACCAUGGUUGGCAGUUCGAGGGCGAGGGAAAAUGUGUCAAGAUACCUCAGCUGCCAGCGGACGCGAAAAUUCCGCAAUCAGCUUGUGUUAGGACAUAUGAGGUGAGGGAUUCUCAAGGAGUUGUGUGGGUGUGGAUGUCUCAGAAGACACCACCAAACUUCAGCAAGAUACCAUGGUUCGAGAAUUUUGCAAGGCCGGGCUUUCAAGACACUUCAACUACCCACGAGCUUCCUUACGAUCAUUCCAUACUUCUGGAGAACCUUAUGGAUCCAGCCCAUAUCCCCAUUUCGCAUGAUAGAACAGAUUGGACAGCGAAAAGGGAAGAUGCCCAACCCCUAUGUUUCCAAGUAACUGAACGGACGGACCGAGGAUUUGCAGGAUGGUGGGGUAAAGAGAAAGAUGAGUCAUUGCCUAACUUUUUGCGCUUUGAAGCACCAUGUGUUCUUCAAAACAACAGAGAAUUCGUCGACAAGAAUGGAGUAAAACACUACUUCACUGGUCUAUUCCUCUGUAGACCAACUGGACAAGGGAAGUCCAUGCUUAUUGUGAGGUUUGGAGGGACGAUGAGAUCUCCUCUGGCUAAAGUCUUCCCUAAAUGGUAUUUCCACCAGAACGCGAGUAAAGUAUUCGAGCAAGAUAUGGGAUUUCUUUCAUCACAAAAUGAAGUCUUGAUAAAAGAAAAGGUUCCCACAAAGCAGCUCUACCUUAACUUGAGGUCCUCAGACACAUGGGUAGCGGAGUACAGGAAGUGGAUGGACAAAGUAGGGCACGGAAUGCCUUAUCAUUUUGGGCACAGCACCAUUUCCUUGCCGAAGGAGCCUGCUGUGGUGGAACAUGCACCGGCUGGUUUAGUCGCCAGAGCCUCUGCGUCGUCACCUGCCAAGGGAGGUAUUGGGACAAUGCACGCUCCUAAUUUGGCCAACAGAUACUUCAGGCAUGUGAUCCAUUGCAAAGGAUGCAGAAAUGUAGUGAAAGCGUUUGAAGCUUGGAAAAAUGGGCUCUUUGCUUUGGCUGCUGCUUUGACUGCAUUGGCUAUUUUAGCGUCUGCUAGACAGUGGAAGGUGAUACUCCUGGUAACAGCAACGGCAUGCUUCGGUGGAGUUUAUGUGUGUUCAACAGCUAUUGCUAUGAAUACUACAAACUUCGUCAGGACUCACAGGAGAUUGUGAGUCCUUGAUCGUUGCACAUUAUGUCUCCAUUUAUUUUAGGAUGACAAGAAGUACUUUCAUAUAGAAUGUAGUUGCUGUAGCAAACUUGUAUUUAGUUACUUGAACAUGAAUGUAAUGCUCUUCCUUAGACAAUGAAACCUUGCCAAAUGCUUGAUUAUCUGUUCA